AUGGCCGCUGCGAGAAUCGCAUGGAGAAACUACAUUCGAGAUGUUCUCGAUUUCUCUCAGGAUGAGGCACAAGAGAUUGUUAUUGAACAGGGCUUCAGUUCCCCUGCUUUCUUUGCCCGCUCGACGCGCGAAAAUAUUGAUUCCCUGGUGAAACAGAUCAAUCGCACUGUGAUUGAUCCAGGAAAUGAUCCUGACACCACAUUUUCCAUCAACCAAGCCCAGAAAAUCAUGCUCUACGACCUUUGCGAUUAUUGCCGAUUUAUUUAUAUGGUGGAUCGCCAACAUGAUCCAGCUUUUGGGACGCAAGCGAAUUUGGCAAAAAUCAAUCGCUAUUAUUCCCACUUGAAGAACAAGUCGAACGAAUUUGAGGAUAUUUCAGAGGUUAUGCCUCCCAAAUUUGAUAAUAAAAAUACGGUCGAACUGAUGGAGAGCUUGGAACAGUGGUUGAAGCGCAAUCGCGGAAAAGGUGGCACUUUAUUAACUUAUGUGAUCCGUGAGCAUCAAAAUCCGGACGACAAUCCAACAGCUGAUCCUGGUUUCCUUGUGCCAUCUGUGGAAGAUGAGGCAAUUCGCCGGAGCUUGCAUCGAGAGGACCAGUUUGUCGCAAAUAACAAAGCUGUGUGGAAUAUGUUAUAUUCGGUAUGCCAUGGAACCGAUGCUUGGCCUGUCAUAAAGGGAUACAAGACUACAGAAAAUGGAAGGCAAGCGUAUCUUGAUCUGGUUGCCCACUACCAGGGUGAGGGCCAACUCAAUAAGAGGCGCGACUCUGCCUACCGUGUCUUGAAUACAACCCACUACAAUGGAAAGAAAAAUUUUAGUUUUGAAAAAUUUGCGGCACGGGUUCUUGGUGCCUUUGAAGAUUUGAAAAAUUGUGGCGAUGGCAUGUCGGAACAUGCCAAGGUAACCAAGUUCUUGAGCAUGAUCAAAGAAGGCCCCCAGGGUGCAGGAUUGGACGCCUGCAAGACACUUGUCCGAGGAAGUCAAGCAUGUAUGCAAAACCUGCGCACGGCUAUCAACACUUUGCAGACUGAAGAUACGGCCCAGCAAACUCAUCGCUUAACAGCGAUUAGCGGUACAAGAGCCUUAGCUGCGGUCGACGGUGGAGGACGAAACUCCAAUCGCGGACGUGGCCGUGGUCGUGAUCGUGAUAAUGGUGGUAAUGGUGGUCGUGAUCGUGGUGGCCGUAAUCGUAAUCGUAAUCAACAUGGACGUGGCGGGGGUCGCGGACGAGGUGGUAGUCGAGACCACGAUGGUACUAUAUGGUCCGAUGAUGGCACGACCAUCCUCAACAACGGUGGAUACUCCCAAGACACUUGGAGCCGUUUCUCUGAUCGUGAUCGCCGUGUUGUCCUUCAAGCCCGUGAACGUGCUAACAGUCGUCUUAUGAGUGAACGUGACAUUGCAGAAUUGAACUCUUUGCGUGAACAAAAUCGUGACCGCCAACAAAGUGAAGAACCCGCACCUUCACCAGCUCCAGCACCCUCUUCUGGCAACGUUGGUAGCGGAGUUCGACGUGGCCGUCGCUGA
Molecule: messenger RNA, 1527 nt
Organism: Cylindrotheca closterium
Lineage: Eukaryota; Bacillariophyta; Bacillariophyceae; Bacillariales; Bacillariaceae
Source: the annotation of a GenBank genome assembly